Pecten maximus is the source of this 3691-nucleotide messenger RNA. RefSeq names its product heat shock 70 kDa protein 12B-like. Gene Ontology annotation, molecular function: ATP binding; ATP-dependent protein folding chaperone. The transcript has 5 exons. The record is from RefSeq and is a predicted model, not a curated record. NCBI's taxonomy places the organism in Eukaryota, Metazoa, Mollusca, Bivalvia, Pectinida, Pectinidae. The coding region runs from base 139 to 1884 and encodes 581 amino acids.
UGUAUGUAUUUUACAUUGAAAAAAUACCCGGUUCUCAGAAUUAUACACCUGCCGCUAUCGUACUGCGACACACAGGUAAAGGGUGGCGACGUACAUGUACAUGUAUCCUGACUAGCAGGUCAGCAACUAAACCUAAGCAUGGCUUCCCCGGGAGAGCAUUUGUUGGUUGCCGCCAUUGACUUCGGGACCACCUACUCGGGGUACGCAUUCUCCUUUCUCCACGACUAUAAACGUGACCCAUUGAAGGUUUCGGCCAACAACUGGACAGCGGGGUCAGGGUGUCUGAUUUCCUUGAAGACGUCCACAUGUGUUCUCUUUAAACCAAACGGAGAGUUCCACUCUUUUGGAUUUGAGGCUGAGGACAAGUACUCUGAUCUGGCCUUAGAUGAUGAACAAGAUGGAUGGCGUUACUUCCGACGAUUUAAAAUGAAACUUUAUGAAAACAAGUGCUUAAACCGUUCGUUUUGCCUAGAAGAUGAUCAAGGUCGGACCAUGCAGGCAAUCAAGGUGUUUACAACAGUCAUCAAAUAUCUCAAGAAUCAUAUGAUGACGUCAUGCAAAAAUCAAAUGACAAACAUAGUAACGUCGGACAUCCUCUGGGUACUAACUGUUCCAGCAAUCUGGUCUGACGCAUCAAAACAGUUCAUGAGGGAGGCUGCCGAGGCUGCCGGCAUUGAAGGCGGUCACCUGAUGAUAGCUCUAGAACCGGAAGCUGCAUCUCUUUACUGCAAGUACCUCCCUUUAGAACGGAAAGGUGAAGGCGGUAUGAAGGCCUUUACUUCCGGGUCGAAGUACGUGGUACUGGACGCUGGCGGAGGAACGAUAGACAUAACAGUACACGAGGUUCAGCGGGAUGGCUCACUGAAGGAAAUCCACAAGGCCAAUGGCGGGGACUGGGGAGGUACAAAAGUGGAUCACGCCUUCCAACUUCUCUUAUCAGGAAUCAUUGGUAACGGUGCAUUUCACCGCUUCAUGGAAAAGAACAAGGCAGACAUGGUCGAAUUUUUCCGUGAUUUUGAAGUGAAAAAGCGCACCAUCAAACCAAAUGCUCCCUCUGACGAAAAAACUACCUUUAAAGUUCCAACGACGAUGAACGACGCUUGUAAGGGUGAGAAUAGUGAAGAUAUUGCCACAAUUGUGAAGUCGAAACAACAUUUCAAGGGAAAUUUGUCUGUUAUUGGCGAUAAGCUAAGAGUAAGCAGCGAUAGAGCAAAAGGACUGUUCAAGGACCCGGCAAGACAUAUCGUGGACCACUUAAAGGAGCUUUUGAGAGAGCCUUCUGCUAGGGGGGUGACGAGCAUACUGAUGGUUGGAGGAUUUUCGGAGUCCCUCGUACUUCAGGAUGAAAUCAAAAGAAACUUUUCAGACCUUCGAGUGAUUGUGCCACAAGAUGCAGGACUGGCAGUUCUGAAAGGGGCAGUUAUUUUUGGACAUGAACCGCGAUCUAUCAAAUCAAGAGUUUGUAAGUACACCUAUGGUGUACGUUCGGGAUGUACAUUUGUUGAGAAAGUUCACGAUAUUUCUAAACGUGAAGUUAGGCAAGAUGGAAAAGUAAGAUGUAAAGACAUAUUCAGUAUCCACGUACGCGUGGGAGAUUCUUAUGAUAUCGGCCAACCCCAAGUUGUAAAAUCGUACGUACCGUUAGAUCCCGAUCAAAAUGCAAUGUUCUUUAUCGUGUACGUUUCUACAGAGAAGGAACCUAUGUACGUGACAGAUCCCGGAUGUACCAGGAUAGGACAAUUGAGAGUCGCUAUGCCUGACACUUCAAAAGGACUCGACAGAUCCGUCACGGUACAGAUGACCUUUAGUAAUACAGAGCUAGAGGUAGAAGCCACCAACAAAAAUACUGGGGAGACGGUUACCGCGGCAUUCGACUUUUUGUAGUGACUGUGCUGGAAGUGAUGUUUGGUAUUAGAACGAAACAUGAAUACAUGAUUUAACAACUGAAAUGAGAUCGCGCUAUGUGAAUAAAAAAUAUUUUGGUAAUCCCCGCCAUGGAGACUAAAACAUGCAAGCGGUCUUCUUAUGGGUUAAAAUUUCCGAAGAAAUAUUUUUUGGGUAAAAUGUGUUCCAACAGCUGGAUUAUGUGAUAUGUCAUCAAAGACGAUGUUUAGGCUAAUUGCAUGCACAUUACAAUCACACUGUCUGUGAAUACUUAUAGCUUCUUUGGUACGCAUUUCCCUCUACUACUAGGCUUUCAUGCAUUUAUCGCGUUCGAAUUACUAAGAAAUAAGAUAGGCUGUCAUUUAAGUUUGUUGAAUGGUAUUGAUAGUACCAAGAAAGUGUUUAUUCUAAUACAAAAUUCAAGGGUCAGUUGCUUACUUGUCAAAAAUUGUAUUGUUUGAAUCUAUUAUCAAACAACAUAUACAUUUUUUUAAUACAUAUUGUUCUGUAUAUUUAUACUUUUCUAUGAAACAUUUAAAUAUUUUGUGUUUGUAUUGAUUUUGGAUGUAAUUGCGUUGAAGUUAUGAAACAUUGUUUUCGCUAUUUAUUUUUUGUCAAGAUGCCUUUUAAACAAUUUUUUUUCACGAAAAUUGUGGAAAAAUGAAAGCCCUUGAAUACUUAAAUCUUUUGAAAAAUUACAAAAUAUCAAAAUUAAAAUAAGGAAUAUACAUAAAUACGAGGUACAUGUAUGUGAUUCUAGACCAGUAAUAUAUGAGAAUCAAAUCCAUUAAGACAUCAUUGAUUGAUUGGUAGACUCAAACAUGCUAGGUAUUAGUAGUUUCCGUAUAUUGUAUAUCAAAACCAAAAAAAAUGGAAAAGAACCUUGUUAACUUCAUGAUUACCCCGAAAAUGAAUUCUUUGUUUUAAAGAUAAGAGACAUAUACCUAUUGGAGCCCUAGAAAACACACCUUAAAGACGACUCUAAGAUACAUAUGUUUUAGACAAUUCUGCAUAAGGUUGAAUCUAGCUUCCAGUCAUAAAAGACGUGUGUUGUCUAUACAACUGAUGUAUAUCUGGUAUGUGGUUCCUUUACAUUGAUUUUGACGGGAGUUGGAAAGGCUACUUUGCGAUAUUCCCGGUUCUGAGGGAAUUCAACAACAAGCGAGCGCCAGAAUCGUACAUCGUACAUUGCAUUUAAAUAUCAAAUUUUGCACUUUUGCAAUUAGGUAUACAACAUUCAUUGAAAUUUGAACAUUAAUUUGCACGUGGAUAUCGUAGAUUGGUUCCCGCAGUAAUCCGGACGAUUUUUCUGAACACGUGGAGAAAAAAAGACCGGGCCAGUCACCUGUGUCGACAGGGGAACAGCAAGCUCGCUUGACACACUGCGUAGUCAUAUAACAAUCACUGUGAGGUCUUAGCCCCAGGCAUUUACCUGUUCAGCUCAGUUUUGUAAAGGUACUUUGUUUUUCUAUACAGCGAAUCAAUUAAAGGAUUAUAGACUGGUCUUGUUUAAACGUAAAGCAGACGAAAACUAUGACAAUGGCAAUGAUUUAACUCUCAUAAGCUAAUAGUGUAGAUAAUUACAUACAGGAUAUAUUUUCCCACUUCUUCGUAAAGAUAGUCAUAUGGAUUUCCCCCUCCACAGCAAGCUCUGUUCACUCAAAUGUAAUGUUUUUCUUACAAAAUAACACAACAAGGUAUUGGCGAAAAAACUUGAUUACCUAUAUGAAGGUGGCAGAAGAAAAUUAUUUUUAAUCAUUAAAGUUUUAGGUAAAGUUUGGAAUAAAAUUAAAUACUUUUCAAAGAC